Scutellospora calospora is the source of this 303-nucleotide messenger RNA. NCBI's taxonomy places the organism in Eukaryota, Fungi, Glomeromycota, Glomeromycetes, Diversisporales, Gigasporaceae. The record is from the annotation of a GenBank genome assembly.
AUGAUAUCGUCGCCAACAACCCCUACUACUUCUUCAGCUAUUCCAAAUAUUUCCGCCACCUCUUCAACUACCCCAAAUGCUUCUAUUGCUCAAAAUGUUUCUAAUGUUCCUUUUAUGCCUUUUACAGAUUUUACUAAUUUACCAUUAAACAAAACUACAGAAUAUAAUGAGAUAUCUUUGUUAGAACCUCCUGUUAAUAAUCCUAAUUAUAAUCAAGAAAAUUUGCUUAUUUUUCAAGCCACAAAUAAGUUAUCAUCAAAUUCUUCUAAUACUGCUUCAAGUAGUAAAACAAAUCAUUAUUAG